Purpureocillium takamizusanense is the source of this 2141-nucleotide messenger RNA. RefSeq names its product Choline-phosphate cytidylyltransferase (gene PCT1). The transcript is spliced from 3 exons. Lineage: Eukaryota; Fungi; Ascomycota; Sordariomycetes; Hypocreales; Ophiocordycipitaceae. Gene Ontology annotation, biological process: CDP-choline pathway. Bases 569 to 1735 code for a protein of 388 amino acids. The record is from RefSeq and is a predicted model, not a curated record. Gene Ontology annotation, molecular function: choline-phosphate cytidylyltransferase activity; phosphatidylcholine binding. Gene Ontology annotation, cellular component: nuclear envelope.
GAGCCCGCGUUGGAGCCACUCUGGUGACCUUCGUACAAAGUACUACCUACCUUAUUGUCCUGCUUGCCCUGCUAUGUUAGCACGAAGCUGCCGCGGACAACCUGUCCUCGUACCUUGAUGUCGACGACUCGUACCUACCGGUGCCACUUCGUACCUUACCUUUAGCAGGCCCGCGACGCAGGCAAAUCAGGAUCCCGCCUCAGCUCUACGCCCCAGCUGUCGUGGGCCGAUGAGCUUGUUCUCCCCGAUUUUGGGUUCCGCCAUUUUCCACUGCCGCCUUCCACCCGCACUGCCUCGUCGUCCUCCUCCCUCCUCCCCUUCAUCUCCCGUCACAAUUUAGCUCUCCUUUUGCGCCGCGCACACGACCAACCCCCCGGACCAGCUGUCGCCUGCCUCAAUCUCCUCCCUGCAGCUGUGCAGCUUGCCUCAAGCCGCCUCGAUUGACCCCGUGUGCCGCUGCCGACGACGGCUGCUUCGUCUUCGGAGCAGCACCUUGCGACCCCGGUUCAAGCGUCACCUUCAUUUUCCCUCCACAUCGCAACGCGCCGCAAUCCCGCCUGCCACCACCAUGCCAUCGCCCUCACCAGCCGGCAAGCGGAAGCGAAAUGCCGCCGCCGCCGACGACGACGACUUGCUCAACGACGGCCAACAGGCCUCGUCCCGCGAUGCCUCGGGCGAGGAGGGUGACACCACGGCCCCCGAGUCCGGACGCCACACCCGCCGCGGCGAGAACGGCAACGGCCCGCAUCCUAAGCGACAGCGAGCUAACUCCGACCGCAACGGCCAUGAAGACGCCGCCAUCGAUCCCGGCGAGCCGAGUGACACGACCGAGGCCAGCGUCGACAUCGCUGAGCGCGUCGGCCGCCGGGGACGGAAAGCCUCCGUUGGCGAGGAGGCCAUGGCCCCACCGCCCAUCGGACAGAUCACACAUCCCGCUGGAGGCUUCAAGACGAAUCCGCCGCCUGUCGGCCGCGCCGUCAGGGUCUACGCAGAUGGUGUCUUCGACCUCUUUCAUCUUGGGCACAUGCGACAACUCGAGCAGGCCAAGAAGGCCUUCCCUAACACGACCCUCGUCGUCGGAGUCACGGGCGAUCACGAAACUCAUAAGCGCAAGGGAUUGACGGUCAUGUCUGCCAAGGAACGCGCCGAGUCGGUUCGACACUGCAAGUGGGUGGACGAGGUCAUCGAGGACUGCCCGUGGAUCGUCACCAAGGAGUUCCUCGACGCCAACCGGCUCGACUACGUUGCCCACGAUGACCUACCCUACGGGGCCGACGAGGGCGACGACAUCUAUCAACCGAUCAAGGCGGCGGGCAAAUUCCUUGUCACCCAGCGAACAGAGGGUGUCAGCACAACGGGCAUCAUCACGAGAGUUGUCCGUGACUACGAAAAGUACAUUACUCGGCAAUUCAAGCGUGGCACCUCGCGGCAGGAGCUCAACGUCAGCUGGCUCAAGAAGAAUGAAAUUGAUCUGAAGCGCCACGUCCAGGACCUGCGCGAUAACAUCAUCACUAACUGGACGACCACCGGUCAGGAGUUGAGCCGCGAGCUCAAGCAGUUCUGGCCCACCAGCCGCCCGCAGAGCCCCGCGCGCUUCAACUCCAACGGCAGUGACAGCGCUCGGUCGCCCACCACGCCCGGCCCGGGCAACUCCAAGGAGUUUGUGACUGGUUACGCACUGGGUCUUGUGGGUGGCGUGCGCUCAUGGGUAAGCACAUCAUCCGCACGUUCCUGAUGCGAAUUGCACGGGCUCUUUGAGUACUUACGUUCCUAUGAUAGAUGACCAAGAACCGGAGGACCGUCAACAGUAGCCGGCCGCCCAGCGACGAUGAGGAAUCGGAUGAGAGCAAUGGUGAUGGCCGACGGAAAUCAAUGCCUAACCUCGUGUCGCCGACGGCAGCUAGGGGUUAAAUGUUAUAGCUUGGAUUGCAGAGGCUUCUUUGCGGUUUGUACGCGGCGAGGGCUGCGGUCCGGGUUUCGGCAGCGAUUGAAAACGGAGAGUCCACGGGCGGGCAGUCUGAUUCGGCAUCUGAAAGUGAAUCAAAGUGUCUGGACUGAUACUAGAGGGCACAGGCAAACACGGCGUUGCGGUUUGCGCAAUAAUGUACUUCGUAUGGAUACUUGAAAACUUUGGCACCUGG